Molecule: messenger RNA, 801 nt
Organism: Lodderomyces oxycetoniae
Lineage: Eukaryota; Fungi; Ascomycota; Pichiomycetes; Serinales; Debaryomycetaceae
Product: acetate uptake transporter family protein
Exons: 1
Coding region: 1-801 (266 amino acids)
Cellular component (GO): plasma membrane
Molecular function (GO): acetate transmembrane transporter activity
Source: RefSeq, a predicted model, not a curated record
AUGGUUUCGACUUCUUCAUCUCAUGAUCAAAAAUCCGAAGGUUCAACAAUGGCGCCAGCCGAUGCUAAUGUUAAUAAAGUCCAAAUUGCAGGUGAAGGUGGGGAGUUUGUUAUAAUCAAUAAUCAUAAAUACUACAGACAUGAUUUGAUGGCCGCUUUUGGUGGUUACUUGAAUCCAGGAGCCACUCCGUACCCUAAAAUCAAUAUCAACCCAGCUCCAGUUGGUUUAUCAGGAUUUGCAUUAACAACAUUUGUUUUGUCGUUGGUUAAUGCCCAAGCUAUGGGUAUCAAAAUUCCAAACCUUGUGGUUUCAUUGGCAUGUUUCUAUGGAGGAGCAGCGCAAUUUCUUGCUGGUUGCUUUGAGUUUGUUAGUGGUAAUACCUUUGGUUUUACUGCAUUAACCUCGUAUGGUGCAUUUUGGCUUAGUUAUGCUGCAAUUUUCAUUGAUAGUUUUGGGAUCUUGAAAGCUUAUGAAGAAAGCGAUCAAUUAGCAGAUGCCGUUGGAUUCUUUUUACUCGGAUGGGCGAUAUUUACAUUGGUAUUGUUUUUGGCUACGUUGAAGUCAACUGUAGCCUUUUGCAGUCUUUUCGGCUUUUUGUUUAUAACGUUUAUCUUGCUUGCUGGUGGUGAAUUAAGUGGACAUGUUGGCGUAACUCGUGCUGGGGGUGUUUUUGGUGUCAUCACAUCAUUCAUAGCCUGGUGGAACGCAUUUGCAGGUACUGCUACUCCACUCAAUUCGUAUGUCACUCCAGUUUCCAUUCCUUUGCCAGGUAAUGUCAUGUUUAGAGAGAAGAGACAUUAG